This is a messenger RNA of Oryzias melastigma (Indian medaka), 1189 nucleotides long. It is a transcript of the gene chmp4c, whose product is annotated as charged multivesicular body protein 4C. The record is from RefSeq and is a predicted model, not a curated record. Gene Ontology annotation, cellular component: cytoplasmic side of plasma membrane; ESCRT III complex; multivesicular body. NCBI's taxonomy places the organism in Eukaryota, Metazoa, Chordata, Actinopteri, Beloniformes, Adrianichthyidae. The transcript has 6 exons. Gene Ontology annotation, biological process: vesicle budding from membrane; late endosome to vacuole transport via multivesicular body sorting pathway. Bases 122 to 814 code for a protein of 230 amino acids.
GCUAAUUUUAAAAAAGCAUGUUUGGAAAAGCCACAUACAUAUAUUAAUCACUGACUAUACAGAGUGGGAGAAGCUAUGGAGGGCGGGAGUCAGGUGUCAGGACGUCACAGAGGCUCCUAAAAUGAGCAAAGUUUCGAAGCUUUUCAAGGGGAGCUCGAGCUCCUCCAGCUCCUCCAAGGCCAAACACCACCACCGGUCGAAGGGGGGCCCGUCUGCCCAGGAGGCCAUACACAGACUCCGGGAAACGGAGGAGAUGCUGACGAAGAAACAAGAGUAUUUGGAGAAGAAGAUUGAGCAGGAAAUAGCGACGGCGAAGAAGCAUGGCACAAAAAACAAGAGAGCUGCACUGCAGGCUCUAAAGAGGAAGAAGCGUUUGGAGCAGCAGCUCGCUCAGAUCGAUGGCACUUUAUCCACCAUCGAGUUUCAGAGGGAAGCUCUGGAAAACUCACACACCAACACGGAAGUCCUGAAGAAUAUGGGUUUUGCUGCCAAGGCCAUGAAGCAGGUCCACCAGAACAUGGACCUUGACAAAAUCGACGAUCUGAUGCAGGACAUCACAGAGCAACAGGAAGUGGCCCAGGAGAUAAGUGAAGCCAUCUCCAGACCUUUUGGCGAUACUUUUGAUGAGGAUGAGCUUCUGGCAGAGCUGGAGGAGCUGGAGCAGCAAGAGUUGGACGACCGUAUGAAAAGUAUGGGCGGACUGCCCAGUGUUCCCAACUCCAAGCUGCCUUCCCGGCACGGUCCUCGUCCAACAACCAAGAAAAGGGUUGAAGAAGAGGACGACAUGCAUAUGCUGGCGUCAUGGGCGACCUAACAACGUCUUUGUUUACAACUCUAAAGACUAUGAAAGAGGAGCUGUCCUUGUAUUUUCUAUACUAGCUCAUUUUUAAGAUUUUUAAGGGAAAAUUGGAGCAUCAUGUAGUUACUCAUUAAAUAUGAUUUACAUUUUUAUGAUGCUUUUCAUUAGUAUGAAGGAAUAAAGUGAAACAAUCACUGGAAGAACUUUAGGUACAUGUUUUGUUUUUAUUUGACCUCAAUCAUCUAAUAAGCCUAAAUAUUAAUUUUGAUGGAUUUAGAAGUCUAACAAAAAUAAAAGCAGAUAUUUUUUAAGCUGUAAGUAGUUAAUAUGUGCAUCUAUGUCAUUAACAAUGUUCACUAAUGUUGUACAAUAAAGUUAUCGUCCACUUUA